GUACAGGUUGAGCAUAUCCUUCUCUGCCCAGUGUUCCAGCAUCUACCGGUCUACAACCCCAAAGCAGCCUACCUCGGUAUCAAGCUUUAGUCCAGGGCUGUUCAGCUAGAUCUCCUCUCUUCAUUAUCCAUACCCACAUUCUAUCUCCUACCUUCUGGCCCAGCAUGUCGACUCAGUUUGUCCAGCCCUAUUCACUCCCCAUGCCCAUCUCCUCCAAGGGACGUGAGCGCGACUACAGCAGCAGCGCCUACUCCGUCUCCCCACCAGAGGUCGACGAAUCCGUCAGUUCAGGCACCGGUCCUUCCUAUAGCCAGCCCAGCGGCUACUCCGUCGCCAACUCGAGCUACGCAGGCAGCCAGAGCGGCGACUUUGAGAGCGCCGCCUCCGCUUCCGGUGUCGACCUCAAUGAGUAUAUGCAGGAUCGUUUUGCCCAGUCCUUCGAUCCCAUCCCGCUAGAUCGCAACAUCGCUAUCCAGGCACAAACUUCCGGCAAGCUCAACGCUAAGCACCGCGAACUCCUCGAACUCCAGCAAAAGGCACAAGCACGCCUCGCGAAGACUCGCGAGCGCUUCAACGAGGGCUACCGCGAUGCGCAGGAAGUUCGCGCGGAUCUCGAGUGGACGCAGAAAAAAGUCACGAGCCUCAAGAACAAGGCGUCAAGGAAACAUUCUAAAGAGUACAGCAAGGCCCGCGCGCGGUAUCCCUCGCCAGACUCCUUCUAACCUUUUUCCUCGCGAGAAAAUGUUCUUCGGCUGGCUCCCCACGACCCGUUCGGUCGGCUGCGCAGCGAGAAAGAGGUGUCGUCAAGUUGGAUGAUGUGCAGCUCGCAGCGGUCAGGGGUAAAGUUUGGG
This is a messenger RNA of Sodiomyces alkalinus F11, 851 nucleotides long. RefSeq lists its product as hypothetical. Gene Ontology annotation, biological process: regulation of protein localization; endosome organization. The transcript is spliced from 3 exons. Gene Ontology annotation, cellular component: endosome; BLOC-1 complex. The coding region runs from base 165 to 722 and encodes 185 amino acids. The record is from RefSeq and is a predicted model, not a curated record. Lineage: Eukaryota; Fungi; Ascomycota; Sordariomycetes; Glomerellales; Plectosphaerellaceae.